This is a messenger RNA of Engraulis encrasicolus (European anchovy), 2254 nucleotides long. RefSeq names its product PRP31 pre-mRNA processing factor 31 homolog (yeast) (gene prpf31). The transcript has 14 exons. NCBI's taxonomy places the organism in Eukaryota, Metazoa, Chordata, Actinopteri, Clupeiformes, Engraulidae. Gene Ontology annotation, cellular component: U4/U6 x U5 tri-snRNP complex; precatalytic spliceosome; U4 snRNP. Bases 164 to 1696 code for a protein of 510 amino acids. Gene Ontology annotation, biological process: mRNA splicing, via spliceosome; spliceosomal tri-snRNP complex assembly. The record is from RefSeq and is a predicted model, not a curated record.
UACGUGUAAAUACUGCGACUCGACGACGCAUGAACGUUCUCAAUUGUUAGCAAAACACUCCCGAAAGCUGAAGCAAAACAUUUGUGUCUUCGUAACUGUUGCACCAUACACAUCUCGUUUGGAGCAGUUCUUGGGACUUAGUGGUUGAGGAUAAGCCAGGAAGAUGUCUCUGGCCGAUGAGCUGCUUGCAGACUUGGAGGAGGCCGGGGAUGAAGGAGAGGAUGAACUGUACCCGGGAGAAGAAGAGGGGGGCAGUGAUGGAGAGCUGGGCGAGAGGGAGGCAGCAGGGGGGCUUGAAGAUAUCCCCGAGGAGAUGGAGUUGGAUUACAGUGGAGCCGAAAGCGUAACUUCCAUUGCAAAGUUGCGUCACAGUAAGCCGUUUUCAGAGAUCAUGGAGAAAAUAGCAGUAUAUGUUGGCAAACAGCGGAAAAAUUCAGAAGUAUCAGGACCUGUUGAAUCAGACCCAGAGUACAGGCUGAUUGUAGCUGCCAACAAUCUGACAGUGGAAAUUGACAAUGAACUGAAUAUCAUUCAUAAAUUUGUGCGAGACAAGUAUUCCAAAAGAUUCCCUGAGCUUGAAUCUCUGGUACCGAAUUCCCUGGACUAUAUCAGGACUGUGAAGGAACUGGGCAACAGUCUGGAGAAGUGCAAGAACAACGAGACGCUGCAGCAGAUCCUCACCAAUGCCACCAUCAUGGUGGUCAGUGUCACGGCCUCCACCACCCAGGGGACCAUGCUGGGAGACGACGAGCUGCUCCGAUUGGAGGAGGCCUGCGACAUGGCCCUGGAGCUCAACCAAUCCAAGCACAGGAUCUACGAGUACGUGGAGUCCAGGAUGUCGUUCAUCGCCCCUAAUCUCUCCAUCAUAGUGGGGGCGUCGACGGCGGCUAAAAUUAUGGGUGUUGCAGGUGGUCUGACUAACCUGUCCAAGAUGCCUGCGUGCAACCUGAUGCUGUUGGGGGCCCAGAGGAGGACUCUGUCCGGCUUCAGCAGCACCUCCCUGCUGCCCCACACCGGGUACAUCUACCACUGUGACGUGGUGCAGUCCCUCCCACCAGACCUCAGGAGGAAGGCAGCUCGCCUGGUGUCGGCCAAGUGCACCCUCGCCGCCCGCGUGGACAGCUUCCAUGAGAGUGCAGUUGGGAAGGUUGGCUAUGACCUGAAGGAGGAGAUUGAGAGGAAGUUUGAUAAAUGGCAGGAGCCUCCUCCAGUCAAAACGGUGAAGCCACUCCCUGCACCGCUGGACGGACAGAGGAAGAAGAGAGGAGGGAGGAGGUAUCGUAAGAUGAAGGAGCGUUUGGGCUUGACCGAGAUCAGAAAGAACGCCAACAGAAUGACGUUUGGCGAGAUUGAGGACGAUGCGUACCAGGAGGAUCUGGGCUUUAGUCUGGGUCAGCUGGGCAAGUCUGGCAGCGGCAGGGUGAGGGCAGCACAGGUCAACGACGCCACCAAGGCCAGGAUCUCCAAAUCCCUACAGAGAACCCUUCAGAAGCAGAGCAUGGUUUACGGAGGCAAGUCAACAGUCCGGGACCGCUCCUCAGGAACCAGCUCCAGUGUGGCUUUUACGCCCUUACAGGGUUUGGAGAUUGUGAACCCUCAGGCUGCAGAGAAGAAGGUGGCCGAGGCCAACCAGAAGUAUUUCUCCAACAUGGCCGAGUUUCUCAAAGUCAAGAAGGAAGGGGAAGGCAAGAUGUGAGAGAGGGAUGUACAGUCCUGUUGUAUUCUUUACACAUACAUGAGUAUACCCUUACACACAACAGUGACUCCAAACCAGGGUGUCAGGUGGAAAUAUUAGUAUUAGGCUUCAUCUGAUGGGUGGUGCUGAGAAUGCUUUGACCUGGAUGAUCUUAAAGGUUUUACUUGUUCCAUGGAAUUCUCACAUUGGUUCAUGGAAGUUAAUUCUCCAUUAGAUUCAUGUAUUCAUUGCAUCCCUCCCAGUAAACUGGUCACCUGAGUGACCUAGCCUAAGCUCAAAUAGUCCACGUUUUUUGACCCUCUGGUGCAGCUGUUGCCUUGAGAUGUUUGUAAGGAAGACGGGACAUAUGAACAAACAAAAGAGGGAGAAAGCUAUUUUUGCUGUUGUUUUUUCUUUUACUUUUAAUUUAAAUAAGUCCCAAUGCCGGCAAAGCUUUUCUUCUGCCUUGUCAAAUCACAUUUGGUGAUCACUAUUGGAUUUUGUUUUUAUUAUUUCUUGUAUUUUUGUAAUGUAGAUACUACAUGUACCUUGCAUUUUAAUAAAAUCUGCCAACUGUGA